Molecule: messenger RNA, 820 nt
Organism: Jatropha curcas
Lineage: Eukaryota; Viridiplantae; Streptophyta; Magnoliopsida; Malpighiales; Euphorbiaceae
Product: blue copper protein 1a
Molecular function (GO): electron transfer activity
Source: RefSeq, a predicted model, not a curated record
CGUGAUUUCAUUCUCUCAUCAACAACGAACCCAAAGCACAUCCCUUCAAAUUCCUAGUAUUUUCCCCCUCUUCUUCACAUUUUUGUAAGGAAAUGGGUCCAAAAUACAUUCAGGGAUUUGUAAUUGUGCUUUGUGCUUCCUUGUUGGGAGUUUGUGUGGCCAACUUAGAUUGGCAAUAUGGCUCCGAUCGCCCUAAUCACAGACACACUCCCAAUAACACGAUUAUUGUGGGCGGUUCCGCCCAUUGGACCUUCGGCUUCAACUACUUACAUUGGAUUACCAAGAAUGUUCCAUUCUUCGUAAAUGAUUCUCUAGUGUUCAAGUAUGAUCCGCCAAGCGAGAACAAUACACAUCCUCAUAAUGUCUACUUGCUACCAAACAAGAGGAGCUUUGUGACCUGUAACCUAACAGAGGCAGUGAAGAUUGCAAAUGAGACACAAGGAGCCGGGGAGGGGUUCGAGUUCGUAUUGAAGAAGUGGAAGAAGCCUUACUACUUUGCUUGUGGUGCCGGAAAUGGCUACCAUUGCAAUGUUGGCGGGAUGAAGUUCUUUGUGAAGCCAUUUCCUCGUCGUUGGCUUUAUUAGUUGAUUGCUCAUAGCAGUCCAGGGAAGACGCGUUGCUAUUUACUAUAAUCAAGUGUUUGUGGACAAUAAAGUUGUUAUAUCUUUGUUAAUUUGUGCUAAGCUUGUCUUCUGUAAUGCAUAGAUCUCAGCUAAAGAAAAUACAUUAUGUUACUAAGCUUCUCUGUUUUAAAUUUUUUUUUUUUUUAUUUUAGAAUGUUCUUUUUUUUAUUAAGGUCUUAAAAAUAGUUCUAAAUAUA